CGUAAGUCCUCUUUUGAAGGAGAUUAGAUGCUGCGCAUACGCUUUGAAACAGAACAUGACUGACAAGCAAAAAGUCAUCGUCGCUCUGACGUCUGCGUCCGAGACAUGCACCGCUGCACUCUCCGCACUCGCUUCCCGGAAUCAGCGCAAUAAAUUUGAGCCCCAAACCUCCGAUCUCGCUGUGAUCGUAAAAGACCUAGACUCUCUCCUUUCUAUGAUAUACAACACCAGCACCAAACUUGCUCUCGUGCUCAAACCAUCAUCUCCUACAUACUCCGCUUCUCUGCCCGUGAUCGUGGAUCUAACGAAAUAUACGUCUGGCAUCGCGCAUUGCAUUCAUCUUUUGAAUCCUAAUUUACAUGGGGCGACGCUUAUCAAGGAGCUGCAGCAUGAGGUGACAGCUAUUUUUGAGGCUUUGCGUGCAGUCGUGCAGACAUUUUUGAAUCUUGCUGCGCGUGGUCCGUCGAUAGCAAGGAAUGAUUCCGCAGAAGAGUAUCUUGUCCGGACAGGCACUCUCCACGAUCUAAUAACCCAAGCACGUGGACCCAAUGGGAUACCAAAGGAUAACAUAUCUGCCAUCCGUCGAAGAUGGAAGCAGGACCGAGCGGCUCUUGAAGAUAGUCUUCGAGAAGUAUCUGAAAUGAUAGACGGAGCCGAAGGGAGUGAAAACGAUGAUGUCGAUGACGGUUGGGAUGAGCUUGGUUUGGGCGACACAGGAGCGAAGAUGGACGGGGACGAGCUGGCGCGUGCAAAAAAUGUUCACUCCGUACUGCGGUUAACCACAUUAUUGCACAAGCGUAUAUUCUUGGAUCUACUUUCGUCCACACCUACCCCACCCGGGCCGCCUCCGAGCCUUGCUCUAGAUGCUUUACUUUUGCAGUCACACGCACUCCUUGCUGCGUCCGACGAAUUGGUCUCCUCGUUGUAUAUUCCUCAGAACCCCGCAACAAUCAGGAAGGAAUCGUUAGCGCUGCUCGAUAUAAUUAAUGGACUCCAGUUACAGCUGCGAAUAUUCUUCCCCGAUACGUCCUCCCUAGAACAACAGCUCUCCGGGCUCAGCAUCGAGGGAGAUAAGUCAGCGCCGACACCUAGCAAACCCACGGCAGACAAAAAGUGGUUUGAUCUUUGUUUCGACCAGGUAACAAAGACAUCCGCCAAUCUCGUGUCUCCUAUGUACAAGCCAUCCCCAGGGGUCGGCCAGAAACCAAGAUGAAAAAUGCUUCUGAAGUGUCAGUUGUGCAAGCAAUAGAGUAUA
Molecule: messenger RNA, 1255 nt
Organism: Suillus subalutaceus
Lineage: Eukaryota; Fungi; Basidiomycota; Agaricomycetes; Boletales; Suillaceae
Exons: 3
Coding region: 56-1213 (385 amino acids)
Biological process (GO): regulation of cell cycle
Cellular component (GO): nucleus
Source: RefSeq, a predicted model, not a curated record